UUGAAAUUCUAUCGUUGAAGGAAAUAACCAGAGUAUACCUGUAAUAUUGCUCCAACAUGGAUUGUUGUCAUGUUCAGCAUGCUGGGUAGAAAAUCUAGCCAACCAGAGCCUCGGUUUCAUCUUGGCUGACAGAGGGAUGGAUGUCUGGAUGGGAAACAGUAGAGGAAACACAUACUCUAAACGACAUAAAACAUUAAAACCUACAGAUGAAAAGUUCUGGGAUUUUACAUGGGACGAAAUGGCAAAAUACGAUCUUCCUUCCACAGUAGACUACAUAGUGAAAACAACCAAUGUCAGUCAGAUAUAUUAUGCCGGUCAUUCCCAAGGAACAGAGAUUGUAUUUGCUGAAUUAGGGCGAAAUCAAACAUUGGCUGCUAAAAUAAAACAUUUCUUUGCUCUUGCACCGGUAGCUACAAUGGGAAAUGCUACUGGACCCUUCAAGGCAGUGGCUCCAUAUGCUCAAGACAUAGAUACACUUUUCCAGCUGCUAGGCAAAGGUGAAUUUCUGCCAUCCUCCGACUUUAUUAGCUCGAAUGCGCGUGAGUUCUGUGGAAAUGAUUAUGGCAGUAUUGUUUGUGAAAACUUAAUUUUCUUACUUGCUGGGUAUGACUCAAAAGAAAUUAAUCGGACAAGAAUUCCUGUCUAUGUAGAAGAACACCCAGCUGGGACAUCAGUUAAAAAUUUUCUACAUUAUGCUCAGGCUGUUUUGAGUGGAAAAUUUCAGAUGUUUGAUUACGGUUCACCAACAGCCAACAUGGGACAUUAUAAUCAGACUACUCCUCCUUUGUAUGAUGCGAGUUUAAUGAAGAAUAGCGUAUCGCUAUAUUCUGGUGGAAAUGAUAUAAUCGCUGAUCCUACCGACGUCAAGCUCUUACUACAACAGCUCCCAAACAUUUAUCGUCACGUUAACAUUACCACUUAUGAGCAUCUAGACUUCAUUUGGGCCACAGAAGCCAAAAGACAAUGCUAUGAUGACAUCAUUUUAACAAUUGUAUCUCGCGAAAACCUUUAACUUGCUAUAGGUAUAUGAAAGGGAUCAUGGCAAGCUGAGUGAAAACCUUUUCCGUGUACGUGUUCAGUUAUUCUUAUAUGUGUUAAUAUAUGUCUAAUAAUACUCUCUUUCUUCGGCGGUUAUAUAUAUUUGAAUACACUGAAUA
Messenger RNA from Mytilus californianus (California mussel), 1157 nucleotides. Its product is annotated as gastric triacylglycerol lipase-like. The coding region runs from base 137 to 1012 and encodes 291 amino acids. The record is from RefSeq and is a predicted model, not a curated record. NCBI's taxonomy places the organism in Eukaryota, Metazoa, Mollusca, Bivalvia, Mytilida, Mytilidae. The transcript has 6 exons.